This is a messenger RNA of Sorex fumeus (smoky shrew), 942 nucleotides long. RefSeq names its product CD72 molecule (gene CD72). Lineage: Eukaryota; Metazoa; Chordata; Mammalia; Eulipotyphla; Soricidae. Gene Ontology annotation, molecular function: transmembrane signaling receptor activity. Gene Ontology annotation, cellular component: plasma membrane. The record is from RefSeq and is a predicted model, not a curated record. The transcript is spliced from 7 exons. The coding region runs from base 1 to 942 and encodes 313 amino acids.
AUGGCCGAGGCCAUCACCUACGCGGACCUGCGGUUUGUCAAGGCCCCCCUAAAGAAUGUCGCCUGCCAACUGGGCCAAGAUGUGGAUGAGGACGGGGACAUCACCUAUGAGAAUGUACAGGUGUGCCCGGCCCCGGGGGCCCUUGCCAGCCUGGCUUCCUCAGGACCAGGGGACAAUGCAGGUCCCUGCACAGGGCUGGGCUCCGAGCAGCAUCCCUCUCCCUGGCCUUCAGUGACACCCCUGGCCACUGGGCGGGUCCUAUGUGGCCGAGCCAUCUGCACAAAGUACGUCCUUCUGGGCCUGCUCCUCGGCUGCCUGCUCCUGGGGGUGGCCGCCAUCGGCCUGGGGGUACGCUAUCUGCAGGUGUCUCAGCAGCUCCAGCGGGUGCACAGGAAUUUGGAAUUCACCAACAGCAGCCUGGGGCAGCAGCUCCACGAGGCAGAAGCAAAACUGAAGCAGCAGGAGGAGGAGCUGCAGGAGACCAAGCAGGAGCUGAUCCAGAGUAAGAUGUCCCUAAACAAAGUGCAGCAGGACAGUUGGAACACCCAAGGGCAGUUGGACGACUGCCACAAGGAGCGGGACGAGACAAGGGCCACUUUGCAGAGUGAACAGACACAGAGGAGUAGCUUGGAGCAGAGGCUGGAUAGCAUGAGGGACAAGCUGAGGCGACUCUUCACUUGUACCAGCCCAGACUCCUGCUGUCCUGUGGGAUGGAUACCAAGCAAGGGCCCCAAGAGGGUUUGCUUUCACUUCUCACCUACAAAGAGAACUUGGCAAGAGAGUCAAGAGUAUUGUAGAUCUCUGUCAUCUGAGCUGGCCACCAACGAUAAUUUCUAUUCAAUUUCAUAUAUUAGUGAUGCCUUAUAUUCACUGUUGGAGCACCUUCCCAGGCCUGGAUUUUGUUGGAUUAGCUACAGAUACAUGAGUUAUGGUAAAAUGUAA